AUGAAAUCAGUAACAAUUUGCGCGCUUCUUGUGGUCUAUUUCGCCAGUUUCGCCUGUCAAACCCAUGCUGCGCCUCUGGCUGUGGUGGAAGUGCCCAUUGUGGAGGUGGCUGAUGUAGCUGAAACGGCGCCCCUAAGCCUACUGGAUAUUGAAAAUGCCGGUCAAUCUGUGAUGGAUGUCACGGAUAGCGAUGGAAAGGCGCGUUCUACGCGCGGUUUGGGUUUGCUUCUUGGUGGUGGGCAUGGCUUAGGUGGUAAUUUAUUCGGUGGUUGGGGUGGACUCGGCGGACUUGGUGGCUUGAAGAGCUUCGGCGGUCUUGGUGAUUUUGGCGGCCUCGGCGGUUUGAAGGGCCUCGGCGGUGGUUUUGGUGGCGGCUUUAAACCAUUCUUCGGAAAAAUGUGGUAA
Molecule: messenger RNA, 405 nt
Organism: Bactrocera oleae (olive fruit fly)
Lineage: Eukaryota; Metazoa; Arthropoda; Insecta; Diptera; Tephritidae
Source: RefSeq, a predicted model, not a curated record